AUGACAAGAUUAUUACAUGGCAGGGUACGUAAAUACUUUUGUUAAAUGAGUUUUAAAAUAUUGUUCCUAAAUUUAUAUUAUUCGUACAAAAACUGCAACACUAGUACAUCAUUAUAUUUUCAGAAAUCUUUUAGUCGGACGAAAACCGGUGAAUUGAUAUUCCAGGGGAAAAAAGAAAUGGUAUAGUUUAAAUAUUACAAGUAAACGUGUAACCAUAAAAUAUAAAAAUAUGAAAUUGUGUAGUUUUUUCUAGGUAUUUAAAUUGAGCAUUCUAAUGAAAGAAAUACUGAAGUUAAAAACGGUGUUGGAUGAAUUUGAAAAAGACCACUGCCGAAUCAAUCUGACCCGAGAAAUAUUCAACUCAAUUAACUUCGUAAGUGUGGAACGUGGGAGAAAUGUUUUCUUUUUUAUGCAAAAUUUAUACCUCAAAAAUUAGUCAAUAUUGAUAGAUUGAUACAUUAGGUAUGUAUAAAUAUAUUUUAUCAUACUAAUUUAUUAUAACUAUAGGAUGCCAAGGAAAAUAUCGGAGAUAACGCGAAGAAACAAUUGAUCGAGCAAUUGGAUGAACAAUACAACAUAAAAAAUAAAUUUGAGUUAAUUUGAUGAAAUACGUAUUGAUUUUUUUUUACAUAGGCACCUAAUUAUAUAUAUUUUAUUUAAAGUUAUCAAAUGUUAGAAGUAUUUAAGUAUCAAGUGAAAUUAGACACAGUGAACAAAGAAUGUGGUAUCAAUAAUUGACGACUAGAAAAAACAAUUUAAUUUUGACGAAUUUGACAGUUAGAGAAAACAGAAUCAGUAAGUCGUAUAAAUAUAUAAAACUAAAAAAUGUAAUUUUAUUCGUAUAUUGUAAAUGAUGAUUCAGUAUUAACUUAUCUUUAGUUUGUUUAUGGUGAAUCUGACAAGAAAAAGAGCCUGAAGAGGCUCAAAAUCGUUUGAAUGGUUUGAAAUCGGUUGUUGAUAUUCAAAUGAACGAGCUGAAUGAAAAAAAUAAACAGAUUGUUAAAAUAAAAUAAAAGUGAUUUAUAUUUUUGAAUUAACAUAUUAUUCGUUUAUUGGUUAAUUACAUGAGCACUAUUCACGAAAAAGAAUAUCAAAUAAUCCGAGCUAAGAACCUAUGCAAAGAAAAGGCAAAGUUGAUUAAAGAAUUCGAAAUUGAAUUUAAAUGUGUUAAAGUCUGUGCAAUGACCAUCGGAUGUACCUAUAUUUGAAUUUAUCAAAUAGACGUCAUUAUUAUUUUUUAUUUUUACUUUAGGAAUAUUUUAAUUAUAUAUAAUAGUGGAUUGGAUGACGUUAAACACCUGCCUACCGUGUUACAAACGGUUCAAGGACAAUUGGCCGCCCAGAAAAAAUUAAAAGUAGCUGUGGAAAAAAAUAUUGAAACUCUCAGUAAAAAAUUAAAAACACUAGUACAAAUUAAUUAA
Messenger RNA from Cinara cedri, 1421 nucleotides. The record is from the annotation of a GenBank genome assembly. Lineage: Eukaryota; Metazoa; Arthropoda; Insecta; Hemiptera; Aphididae.